Molecule: messenger RNA, 693 nt
Organism: Caenorhabditis briggsae
Lineage: Eukaryota; Metazoa; Nematoda; Chromadorea; Rhabditida; Rhabditidae
Exons: 5
Coding region: 1-693 (230 amino acids)
Biological process (GO): glutathione catabolic process
Cellular component (GO): cytoplasm
Molecular function (GO): glutathione specific gamma-glutamylcyclotransferase activity; gamma-glutamylcyclotransferase activity
Source: RefSeq, a predicted model, not a curated record
AUGCCAACCAAGUCAAAAAUUCUCCGAAACAUCGCUCAUGCUCCUCGUCUACGGAUCGUCAAGAAACCCCCACCCCCACCCCCGUGGUCAACUACUACUACAAAAAUGGAAUCAAUGUUCUCUUCCAAUCAAUCCCUCUGGAUUUUCGGCUACGGAUCACUCAUCUGGAAUCCCGGAUUCCAAUUUUCGACGUCACGAAAAGCGUACGCUAUCGGAUGGGCACGUCGAAUGUAUCAGGGAAACACGUACCAUCGUGGUGAUGUGAAAUUGCCAGGACGCGUCGCAACACUCAUCGAAGAAUCCAACUCGUUCACAAACGGAAUGGUGUUCCGGGUUGACGGAAAAUCAGCCAUCGCUACUGCUGUCAAGUAUCUCGAGCAGCGAGAGAUCGACAAUGGCUACGCAUUCCGUAUGGUACCUGUCCAAAUCGAGUCCUCAUCCCUUCAUCGUCACCGUCCGACGGUCGUUAUGGCGUUGACUUGCGUUGCCGAUGAACAGAACGAGCUCUAUCUGGGACCAGAUGAUCUGAUCAAAAUGGCACGUGAAAUCGUGACGGCUAAAGGAUGCGCAGGACCGAAUUGCGAAUACGUCUUGAAUCUGGCUGAAAAUCUGCGAAAAUUGUUCCCAGACGACGAAGACGAUCAUCUGUUCCAACUUGAGCAGCACGUAAGAAUGGCCAAAAUUCGGGCCUAA